AACAAGAGAAAGUAUUACCUGCAAAAGGGAAGGGCAGGUAAACGCAUUAUGUGGGUGGAGCAAGAUUUUAUUCUGAUUGCAGGAAGGAAAGAGUGGGGCUUGGCAGCCAGAGCCAGUCCCUGGAUGACCAAGUCAUUCCCAUUGGACUGUAGCUGCUGGCCUAGGCUGGUGAACUUCUCAAGCUUUUUUUGAGUAAGGAUCUUAAACCUGGCUGAGGAGGUGCAAAGGCUUUGUGCUGUCUGUUUUUCCCCAACUUCCUGUAAUUGCUCCUUUUCUUUGUUGGCACAGUGGGAGAAAGGAGAACGUUCAGAGUGGAAUGGAUCGCUACAGAUAUUUCAUCUUCAACCAGAGAAGCAUGUUGAUAUUAGGGCUACUUGAGAUAGCUUGUGCUACAGUUUGUGUCAUCAGUGGAUUAAUAGAUGGUGUUUUCAGAAAGGAAUCAGAAUUGAGUAAAACUAAGAUACCUAUCUGGGCUGGAGUGUUUAUGAGCAUUCCUGGAAUUAUGGCUUUAAAUUCAUCUCAGAGGAAGAAUCCAAUUCUGGUGAAUGCCACAAUAAUUGCUUCAAUAUUUUCCUGUUUCACCACUUUAACUGUAAUAAUUUAUGCUUCUAUGACAUUAGAGUAUGGUGAAAAACAUGAGUCUAAUAAUGUGUCGUAUAACCACCCAGAAAUCGUAUUGGUGCUGGGUAAACUGGUUCAAGGAGCUAACAUCACAAUGAUGAUUUCAUCAAUUUUUAGUAUAUUUAUUGUGCUGGUGAUUGUGUAUGUCAGCUGCCGAAGUCUUCCAUGUUGUUCCUGCUAUGACAGUAUCACUGGACUUGAGCAUCUAAAAAAUAAUGAAGACCAGUUACAAACUACAGAAUUAGUCUGCCUUUCACGUGAUCAAGAGGACAGAAUUUUUAAUUGUCCAGUAAGACUUCCCCAACCGAACACAGAAACAGAUUAUGAAAUAAGUGACCCUCCUCCAUACAUCAGGCUGACUUAGAAACAAAUUCUACAAGGAUUUCAUGAACAGACCCUUUAUAAUUUUUUAAAAAGUAUGAAAUGCGUACAAUUAUUAAAGAAAUUGAAAAAGACUCUCUUCAACAGAUCCUGAAAAUAUAUGAAUUUACUUAUGUACAAAAAUAUUUUAUUACAAAAGUGAAUAAAAAUUGUAUUUAAA
Messenger RNA from Pantherophis guttatus, 1162 nucleotides. RefSeq lists its product as uncharacterized. Lineage: Eukaryota; Metazoa; Chordata; Lepidosauria; Squamata; Colubridae. Gene Ontology annotation, cellular component: membrane. The record is from RefSeq and is a predicted model, not a curated record.